This is a messenger RNA of Penicillium taxi, 966 nucleotides long. RefSeq lists its product as uncharacterized. Lineage: Eukaryota; Fungi; Ascomycota; Eurotiomycetes; Eurotiales; Aspergillaceae. The transcript has a single exon. The coding region runs from base 1 to 966 and encodes 321 amino acids. The record is from RefSeq and is a predicted model, not a curated record.
AUGGAUCGUCUUAAAAGAUACCAAGAAACUGAUGAAAAUGAUGACACAGUGCGAAUACUCCAAGCUUUUCUCUUGCACCUACCACUAGAAGGAAAGCGCAAUCUAGAACGAGACAUCCGAAAAUUCGAACUCGAUUCUGAUGUCAAGAAACAUAUGAUGUCAUUAGUCUUCCACUUGCUUCUGCCAAUGAGAUCGCGCAAAACUCCGGUCACAACACCACUUUCGCCUUGCCCCGAUGUGCAAGCAGAUGUCGAAGAGCAAUACUCCGAACUAAUCCAAGCACAAAAACGCCUAAAGGUCUUGAAACAAGAGUGUCUCCUUCGAGAUGGAAAUGCGUGCACAAUCAGCCAAGUACGUGAUCGUGAAACAGUUUCGGCUGAUGAAAACAUAAAAUUCCGCUGCCUCACUCAAUGCGCCCAUAUCCUCAGGUUCUCGUUAUCAACAUGGAAUUCUGAUGCAUGGGCCAGGGAGCGAUCCGUAGUUUGGGUCGCCCUUCAGCGCUGCUUCCCAGCACUCGACUCACUGGCAGUUCGAUUUAGGCAUUCAGACAUAAAUGACCAUCGCAAUAACGUUACGAUGGAAACAAUGCUUCAUGUAAUGUUUGGCGAGUUUAGCUUUUCUUUGAUGCCUAUUGAUGGCCGUGUUGACGAGUACUCCAUAAAGCGUUGGGGGGAACCGAACACACUCGAUUAUUAUCUUUCAACAGACAUCACAACGGUGAAGUUCAAUAAUCACGGAACCCGAUUUGACUUACCAUCUCCCGAUCUUCUUAAAGUCCACCCCAUCGUCGCAGAGAUAUUUCAUGCAUCCGGACGAGCAGACUUUAUCACCAACAUUCUUCGAGAUAUGGACGACGAGGGUAUCUUCGCGGAGAAUGUAUCCUCAGACUUGUCGGAAAUGCUCUGGGCUUCUGAUCUUGCAUACUUGGGUGAGGGCGAUUACACCUGCGUUUUUGUCCCUGUCUAA